UGCACGACGAGUAUGUCAGAGUGUGUGAGUGAUGCCGCGCCAAGGCACACUAUCAUCUUGCUCCGUUGGGGAAACGCAAGCACCAACAGCAUUCCACCUUUAGGCCUAUAUAGUUUUUUUUUUUUUCCUUCUUGAACACAGGGCGUCUUAGCUCUGUAUCAUCCAGCCAAACAAGUGAUGGUGACGAGUGAACUAACGUGUUUACGUUCGCAGCGCUAACGAAAUGUUCGCUCGCUCUGUGCUGCGCACUCGUGUGUGAGACACCACAUUCACUGAAGUAGUUCCUGUGUGGCCCUGGAGAGUUCCCAGUUCCGGGCGUUGAGUGUUUUUCCACCCCCUUUCUUUCUCUCUUGCUGUGUUUUUUCCCAGUCAGAAGUGUUGCUUGUUGAGUAACCGACUUGGAGCCACCAGUGUCGUGUGCGCGCGCGCGGAGAGCUGAGGAGGACCUAGCCUUCACCGCCGCUGCCAAAAAGUGCACCGCUGAUGUUUUCCACCGCUCGCUUGAGGACCGUGGACUUUUCUCAUGGACAUGGAUCGCUUUCGCCUUCUUUAGUUGGAUACCGACCCGUCGGCACGACGAGGCUAUUUGCUUCCCGCCGGUGAGGAGGAUUUUCUUGCCCCUCUCUCUCUCCCUCCACUUCAGCCCGGUUCGCGGCACUUCAUCUCCUCAAGCAGUGAUGUUGCUACGUGACGGGAAUUGAGAGGAUUUUUUUCUCCGUAUUCGCCAAAAAGAUAUCGACGAAAUUACAGACCUUACAAGAAGAGAUCCCCGCCCACUCUGAGCAUGGACGUGGCGAGCGAGGCCCAUGUUCUGGUGCUUUUCCUCACCUGCCUGGUGUCACUGUGCUGGGCCCAGGAGAAGGACUACACGGUGAAAGAGGAACAGCCCGAGAAUGUGCGCAUUGGAAAUCUGCGCAAAGACCUGGACCUGAACCUGGACCCCAACAUUAAGCUGUCCUCAGCCCUGCAGUUCAAACCGGUCUAUAAGACAGGCGAUGUGCCUUUGGUGAGGGUGGAGGCCAGCACAGGGGAAAUCUUCACCACUGCUAAUCGGAUCGACCGGGAGAAGCUUUGUUCUGGAGUCUUCAACGAGAAGCGCUGCUUCUACGAGAUAGAGGUGGCCGUGCUGCCAGAUGAGAUUUUUCGACUGGUCAAGAUCCGCUUCCUCAUCGAAGACAUCAAUGACAAUGCACCCCUGUUCCAGUCUACUGUCAUCAACAUAUCUAUUCCUGAGAAUACAGCAAUCAACAACCGGUAUCCAGUCCCCUCUGCCUUUGACCCUGACGUAGGGAUCAAUGGGAUCCAGCACUAUGAACUCGUCAAGAGUGUGAGUGAGUUCGGCCUGGACAUCAUCGAAACUCCAGAGGGAGACAAGUGGCCCCAACUUAUAGUCCAGCAGAACCUGGAUCGAGAAACGAAGGACACCUUUGUGAUGAAAAUCAAAGUGGAAGAUGGUGGCAACCCUCCAAAGUCCAGCACAGCCAUUCUCCAGGUCACUGUCUCAGAUGUGAACGACAAUCGUCCGGUGUUCAAGGACAGUGAAGUGGAGGUGAACGUGCCUGAGAAUGCCCCAAUGGGGACAUCAGUCACACAACUUCAUGCCACCGAUGCUGAUCUGGGCACCAACGCCCAGAUCCACUUUUCCUUCAGCAACCAAAUCUCCCCAGCUACCAAACGACACUUUGCUAUCGACAGCUCAACUGGAUUGAUUACCGUCAAGCAACCACUGGACAGAGAAACCAACCCAGUCCACAAGCUUAUUGUCCAUGCCAGUGAUGGCAGCACCACCCCUUCAAGGGCUACCGUGAUAGUAAAUGUAACAGAUGUUAACGACAAUGUUCCGUCUAUAGACACUCGGUAUAUAAUGAACCCCAUUAAUGGCACUGUAUUGUUAUCUGAAAAUGCCCCUCUAAACACAAAAAUAGCUCUAAUUACUGUGACUGACAGAGAUGCUGACCUUAAUGGUAAAGUGACAUGUUACACUGAUCAUGACGUACCCUUUCGGUUGAAGCCAGUUUUUAACGACCAGUUCUUGCUGGAAACUGCAGCACCCUUAGAUUAUGAGACUACUCGAGAGUAUGCAAUUAAGAUAGUUGCUUCGGAUUCAGGGAAGCCUCCUUUGAACACUUCCGCAAUGGUCCUCAUUAAAAUCAAGGAUGAGAAUGAUAAUGCCCCAGUUUUCCCUCAGCCAGAGAUUCAGCUGUCCAUCCCAGAGAACAAUGACCCUGGCACACAGCUGAUAAAGAUCAGUGCCACAGAUGCAGACAGUGGUUCUAAUGCCCUUAUUAUUUAUUCCCUUGGCCCAGAUGCACCUGAUGGCUUUAGCAUAGACUCUCGAUCUGGUAUACUCUCUGUUAGCAAGCGGCUGGAUAGAGAAAAACAAGAAAAGUAUUCCUUCACAGUCAUUGCCAGGGAUAAUGGUUCUAACCCUCUGCAGAGCAAUGUCACCGUGAAGCUAAUUGUCCAAGACCAAAAUGACAACAGUCCAGCCUUCACCCAUCCUGAAUACAAUUUCUAUGUGCCUGAGAACUUGCCUCUGUACGGCACAGUUGGUUUGAUCACAGUUACUGAUGCAGAUGCCGGCGAUAACGCUGUGGUCACUCUCUCAAUCAUAAAUGGGAAGGACAAUUUUAUUAUCGACCCCAAAACUGGUGUGAUCAAACCAAAUAUUACGUUUGACAGGGAGCAGCAAAGUUCCUACACCUUUGUAGUCAAGGCCGUGGAUGGAGGACUGGCUCAGACAACUUCAUAUGCCAAGGUUACUAUAAAUGUUGUUGAUGUCAAUGACAAUCGGCCGGUGUUUGUCAUCCCCCCCUCCAAUUACUCCUAUGACCUCGUCCCUUUCACAACCAGCCCCGGCUCUGUGGUGACCAGAGUGUUUGCCAUUGACAACGACACUGGCAUGAAUGCAGAGCUGCAGUACAGCAUCAUUGGAGGGUCAUCAAGAGGACUGUUUGCUAUUGACAAAACUACAGGAAACAUUACCCUGCAGGAGAAGAUUGCGAAUGCUGAUCAGGGCCUCCAUAGGUUGGUGGUGAAGGUCAAAGACUUAGGCCAGCCAGAAUCCCUGCAUGCAAUUGCCCUGGUUCACUUGUUUGUGAAUGAUACUGUAUCCAAUGCCACAUUCAUUCAGGAGCAAGUGCGCAAAAGCAUGGAAACUCCUUUGGACAGAAAUGUUGAAGACAAUGAUGUCAUCCCUCAGACCAGUGGCUAUGUGAUUGUUGUCAUAGCCAUAAUUGCUGGGACUAUGACUGUCAUAUUGGUUAUUUUUGUGACUGCUUUGGUACGUUGUCGACAGACGCCCAGACACAAAGUUGUUCAAAAGGGCAAGCAGAGUGGCGAGUGGGUGUCACCAAACCAGGAGGGCCGUCAGAUCAAAAAGAAGAAGAAGAAAAAGAAGAGGUCCCCCAAGAACCUGCUGUUGAACUUUGUGACUAUUGAAGAAUCCAAGUCUGAAGACCCUACUCAUGAGCACAUCAAUGGCACCUUGGACCUCCCAGUUGAGCUUGAGGAGCAGACAAUGGGGAAGUAUAACUGGGCCACCACGCCAACAACCUUUAAACCUGACAGCCCUGACUUAGCCAAGCAUUACAAGUCGGCCUCUCCCCAGCCUACCUUUCAGAUCAAACCAGAGACCCCAGUGGCUCCUAAGAAGCACCAUGUGAUUCAGGAGCUCCCCUUGGACAACACGUUCGUAGUUGGCUGUGACUCACUCUCCAAAUGCUCCUCCAGCAGCUCCGACCCGUACAGCGUCUCAGAGUGCAGCUGUCAAGGGAGCUUCAAGCCAGCCGGGCAAAUCCACACCCGACAGGAGACGGCACUGAAACCACCACUCUAUGGCACACUCUGUGGCACAGGUACAGCUCGCUCCCACAGGAUAAAAAUCAAUCUCUAGCUGCCAUAUCCUAAAGAGAGAGAGGGAGGGAGAGGAAGGCACUGACUGAAGAGGGGAAAAAACGCAUACUGUACAGGUUUCUGCAGCCUCAAACAAGACCUAGCGAGGAGCGCCAGACUAUUUUAACUGAAACGACACAUCUUGUUGCCUGCUUGAAGCUCAUCCAAAAACUCUGCUAGUGAUUUUUUUGUAGGCGAUUUGAAAUGCUUUGUUAAAUCCCUUUGUCCUCACUUAUUAGUCUCCCCAAAGAAAGGCUCGAGAGAACUCUUUGGAACAGUUCUCCUCACUCUGCUCACCCAAAUGGCAUAAAAACAGUGGAGAAUUAUGUACAGGAUGUUUAUAUAUAUGUGUUUAUGUAUAUUCAGCACAGUCCUUGUUGUCUGUGUGUCUAUUUAUUUAUUUGUUUGCCUUGAUUUUACCAAUUGGACAAAGAUCAACACAACAUUAACAUGCCUGGUGGCUGUUUUUUUUGUCUUUCUUUUUUUUUUCUUUUGGCUUUUACCACUGAACUUACCCAUUCUGGGAAUUACUCAUGAACUUGACUGAAAAUUUCUGAUGCUGCAGUCCAUGUUCCACAUGGCCUUGGUGACUGUUCUGGCCGUGUCACACUGUACCUCCUUCUUGAUGAUUGCCUCCGUUCUCUUCGCCUAGUGACACUGUUAAUGCAAGUAAAUAGUGUGGCUAUUUCAAUGCAUGACCCUCCAUAGGAGGUAUCACUGCAUCACAGUAUUCUGUGUCACUGAAUGCCUCAAUAUGUCAUUUGGAACUCGGAGGAGUUAAAAA
Messenger RNA from Colossoma macropomum (tambaqui), 4678 nucleotides. RefSeq names its product protocadherin 11 (gene pcdh11). Gene Ontology annotation, molecular function: calcium ion binding. Gene Ontology annotation, cellular component: plasma membrane. The record is from RefSeq and is a predicted model, not a curated record. Gene Ontology annotation, biological process: homophilic cell-cell adhesion. The coding region runs from base 785 to 3895 and encodes 1036 amino acids. Lineage: Eukaryota; Metazoa; Chordata; Actinopteri; Characiformes; Serrasalmidae. The transcript is spliced from 4 exons.